This is a messenger RNA of Didymodactylos carnosus, 414 nucleotides long. NCBI's taxonomy places the organism in Eukaryota, Metazoa, Rotifera, Eurotatoria, Philodinida, Philodinidae. The record is from the annotation of a GenBank genome assembly.
AUGGGCGAAAAUGACAGAGCAGAAAAAUAUUAUAGAUUAUUACUUGAACAACUACCGUCAGAUCAUGAUGAUAUAGCAGAAUUAUACAAUAAUAUUGGAGAUGUUUAUCAAAAUAUUUAUGUAACUGCCGUGGAGAAUUAUUACAGUAAACCACUUGAUUUAGAAUUAAAAUCAGAACCCGAUAGUCAUCUAUUUGUAACUCACACUUACACUGAUUUUGAGGAUAAUUUUUAUUGUUAUUAUCAGUUCAAAACGAAACAACGAAAUGGUUUCCAAUUAGCAAUAGAAAUAAAAUUAAAAUCUAACAUGGAUCUUGUUGCUACAUACAAUAGUAUUGCAGCGGUAGUUAAUGGAAAAUGGAAUUAUUUGGAAGCAAUUCAAGGUUAUAAAACAGCAUUAGAAAUACGAUUAUGA